Messenger RNA from Oryzias latipes (Japanese medaka), 8840 nucleotides. It is a transcript of the gene notch1b, whose product is annotated as notch receptor 1b. Gene Ontology annotation, biological process: regulation of DNA-templated transcription; Notch signaling pathway; regulation of developmental process. Gene Ontology annotation, cellular component: signaling receptor complex; plasma membrane; cell surface. Gene Ontology annotation, molecular function: calcium ion binding; protein binding; signaling receptor activity. The record is from RefSeq and is a predicted model, not a curated record. NCBI's taxonomy places the organism in Eukaryota, Metazoa, Chordata, Actinopteri, Beloniformes, Adrianichthyidae.
GAUCAUUUCCAACCCGGGACUUGAAGUGACAGCAUCUCCGUCCGCCUCCCUCUGCUCUCUGGAUCUACAUUAUUUUGUGUAUUUUUUUUUACCUGUCGGAAGAGAGAAAUACCAUAUCGGAUCUAUGAAAAAACCCGCGUGGAUUUGUAAAAUCUGGUCAAAGCAGGAGGAAUGCAUAUUCUGUCUGUGAAAAUAACUUUUUUGCUGUCGCUGUUGGGCUUAUCGCGAGGUCUGAGAUGCUCCAUGCCCACUGAGUCAUGUUUGAACCAGGGGAGGUGUGAAGCAACUCCAGAUGGCAACGGAGAGUGCAAGUGCCGGGACGGAUACGUUGGGAGCAGGUGCCAGUUUCAUGACCCAUGCAACAAUUCACCGUGUGCGAACGGCGGCACGUGCCGAGCCGUCUCCAAAGGCAACACGGUGGACUUCAACUGCACCUGCAAACUGGGCUUCACGGACCGCCGCUGCAUGACGCCCAUAAACACUGCCUGCUUCAGUUCACCGUGUCGCAAUGAGGGCACCUGUGAGCCAGAGGGUCUCCAGGGUUACAGAUGCCGAUGCCCACCUGGAUUGGCAGGCGAAGACUGCUCAAAGGCCGACCCGUGUGCCUCAAAUCCAUGUGCGAAUGGUGGCCGUUGCUCCUUGUUUGAGUCCUUCUUCAUUUGCACGUGCACGCCUUUCUUCUCUGGACAAACCUGCAAACAAGACAUCAAUGAGUGCGACAUUCAACCGCCACUCUGUAAAAACGGCGGGCUGUGCAUCAACGAAGUGGGCGGCUACAGAUGCCAAUGCCCAGCAGAGUACAAUGGGAAACACUGUGAGACGCGCUACCUGCCCUGCAACCCGUCGCCUUGCCUCAACGGAGGCACCUGCAUUCAAAAGGGAGAGACCAGCUAUGAAUGCUCCUGUGUGCCAGGUUUUACAGGAAAAAACUGCAGCAGCAACAUUAACGACUGUCCAGGUCACGAAUGUCAGAAUGGAGGCACAUGCGUAGAUGGCGUCAACACUUAUAACUGCCAGUGUAAACCAGAGUUCACAGGUCAGCUCUGCAUGGACGACGUCGACGAGUGCCAGCUGAUGCCCAACGCCUGCCAAAACGGUGGCACGUGCCACAACACGUACGGCAGCUACCAGUGCGUGUGCGUGAACGGCUGGACCGGGAACGACUGCAGCAAGAACAUCGACGACUGCGCCGACGCCGCCUGCUACAAAGGGUCCACCUGCCACGACCGCGUGGCCUCCUUCUACUGCGAAUGCCCCAAGGGCCGCACCGGCCUCCUCUGUCAGCUGGACGACGCCUGCAUCAGUAAUCCCUGCCAGAAAGGCUCUAACUGCGAUACCAACCCCAUCACCGGGAACCACUUUUGCACCUGCCCCCCCGGGUAUUUUGGACCCUCAUGUGACAAGGAUGUGGACGAGUGCUCCUUGGGUCCCAACCCAUGUGAGCAUGCAGGGAAGUGCUUAAACACUAAGGGCUCGUUCCAGUGCAAGUGCCAGCGAGGUUAUGUCGGGCCACGCUGCGAGAUGGACGUCAAUGAGUGCAUAUCAAACCCGUGUAAGAACGAGGCCACCUGCUUGGACCAGAUAGGGGACUUCCAAUGCAUCUGCAUGCCAGGUUACGAGGGGGAAUUCUGCGAGAUCAAUACGGACGAGUGCGCCAACGGCCCCUGCCUCAACAGCGGCAAGUGUAUCGACAAGAUCAACGGCUUCCACUGCGAGUGCCCCACAGGCUUUACCGGGAGUCUCUGCCAGACAGACAUCGACGAGUGUGCCAGCACGCCGUGUAAAAAUGGCGCCAAAUGCACGGACGGACCCAACAAGUACACCUGCGAGUGCACCGAAGGUUAUGCUGGACAGCACUGUGAGACAGAAAUCAACGAGUGCUCCUCUGACCCGUGUCACUACGGCACCUGCAAGGACGGCCUGGCCUCCUUCAGCUGCGACUGCACACCCGGAUACACCGGUCGGCUGUGCGAGACCAACAUCAACGAGUGUCUGAGUCUGCCCUGCAGGAACGGAGGCACAUGCCAGGACCGGCCGAACGCCUACAUCUGCAGCUGUCCCAAGGGCACAGGAGGAAUCAACUGUGAAAUCAAUAUUGACGACUGCAAGAAUAAUCUUUGCAAAAAUGGAACCUGCAUCGACAGGAUCAAUGGCUACGAAUGCGCCUGUGAACCUGGAUACACAGGGACUAUGUGCAACAUUGACAUUGAUGAGUGUGCUGCAAACCCCUGCCGUAACGGCGGCACCUGUAUCGAUGGCAUCAAUGCUUUUACCUGCAAGUGUCCAGACGGCUACCAGGAUCCCACCUGCUUCUCCCAGGUCAACGAGUGUCUCAGCAAUCCCUGUAUCCACGGUCACUGUGAGGACAAGAUCAACGGCUAUAAAUGUUUGUGUGACUCUGGUUGGAGUGGUAAAAACUGUGACAUCAACAACAAUGAGUGUGAAUCCAACCCGUGCAUGAAUGGAGGCACCUGCAAGGACAUGACCAGCGGCUACGUCUGCACCUGUCGCAUGGGCUUCACCGGACCAAACUGUCAGACAAAUAUCAACGAAUGUGCCUCCAAUCCCUGCCUCAACCAGGGGACGUGCAUCGACGAUGUCGCAGGGUACAAGUGCAACUGUGUCCUGCCUUACACCGGAGAAAACUGUGAAACCCUGAUGGCCCCCUGUCACUCCAAACCCUGCAAACACGGGGGAGUGUGUCGUGAGUCGGAGGACUACCUGAGCUUCUCCUGUGCCUGUCCCGAAGGAUGGCAAGGCCAGACAUGUGAGGUGGACAUCAAGGAGUGCGUGAAGAACCCAUGCCUCAAUGGAGCAACCUGCCAGAACACUCUGGGCAGCUACCACUGCAGCUGCAAACCGGGUUUUACCGGACGCAACUGUGAAGCCAAUAUGGAUGACUGCAAGCCCAACCCUUGCAACAACGGAGGCCUCUGUAAGGACGAGGUGAACGACUUCCUGUGCACCUGCUUGCUGGGGUUUCGGGGCACAACGUGCGAGGAGGACAUUAACGAGUGUGAAAGCAGCCCGUGCAAAAAUGGAGCCAACUGCACAGAUUGCGUCAACAGCUACACCUGCACCUGCCCGGCCGGCUUUAGCGGGAUAAACUGUGAAAACAACACCCCUGACUGCACAGAGAGCUCGUGCUUCAACGGCGGCACCUGUGUGGACGGCAUCAACGCCUUCACCUGCCUGUGCCCGCCAGGCUUCACCGGGAACUAUUGCCAGCAUGACAUCAACGAGUGUGACUCGAAGCCCUGCAUGAACGGCGGCACCUGCCAGGAUAGCUACGGCACCUACAAAUGCACCUGCCCGCACGGUUACACGGGGCUCAACUGUCAGGACUUGGUUAAUUGGUGCAACUCCUCGCCCUGUAAAAAUGGGGGCUCCUGCUCGCAAAGCGGCACAACCUACAGGUGUAAUUGUGAAACUGGCUGGACAGGCCUUUAUUGUGAUGUGCCCAGUGUUUCCUGUGAAGUGGCGGCCAAACAAAGAGGGGUUGACAUUACCCAGCUGUGUCGAAACGCCGGCCGGUGUCUGGACGCAGGAAACGUUCACCGCUGUCACUGCCAGGCUGGAUACACCGGGAGCUACUGUGAAGAGCAGGUGGAUGAAUGUACGCCCAACCCCUGUCAGAACGGCGCCACCUGCACAGACUUUCUGGGUGGAUACAGCUGCAAGUGCCUGCCCGGCUUCUUGGGGACCAACUGUUCGGUGGAGAUCAAUGAAUGUUUCUCUCAGCCGUGCCAGAACGGGGGCACCUGCAUUGACCUGAUCGAUACUUACAAAUGCUCCUGUCCCAGAGGAACCCAAGGCGUGCACUGCGAGGUCAACGUCGACGACUGCAGCCCCUUCACCGACCCCCUCACCAAGGAGCCCAAGUGCUUCAACAAGGGCAAGUGCGUGGACAGAGUGGGGGGCUACCACUGCAUCUGCCCCUCGGGGUAUGUGGGGGAGCGCUGCGAGGGGGACGUAAACGAGUGUCUGUCCAACCCCUGCGACCCCCGCGGCACGCUCAGCUGCAUCCAGCUGACCAACAACUACCGCUGCGAGUGUCGCGCCGGAUACACAGGUCAGCGGUGCGACACCGUGUUUGACGGCUGUAAGAGUCGACCCUGUCGUAACGGAGGGACCUGCGCGGUGGCCAGCAACACGCCACACGGCUUCAUCUGCAGAUGUCCUCCUGGUUUUACCGGCUCCACCUGUGAGUAUGACUCUCAAACCUGUGGUAGCCUCCGCUGUCGUAAUGGAGGGACCUGCAUUUCUGGUCACAAGAGUCCCAAAUGCCUGUGCCCGCCGUCCUUCACUGGACCCGAGUGCCGGCAUCCCACAGACAGCGCCUGCAACUCCAACCCGUGCUACAACGGCGGGACGUGCGAACUAACCCCCGAGGCGCCGUACUACCGCUGCAUCUGCCCGUUCAAGUUCAACGGGCUUCUCUGCCACAUCCUGGACAACGGCUUCCCGGGGGGCGUCGGCAGCAGCGUGCCGACGCUGCCCGAGGUGACGGCCUCCUGCGGCAUCCCGCAGUGCGAGGCGUACAAGCACAACAAGUACUGCAACACGGUCUGCAACAACCACGAGUGCGGCUGGGACAACGGCGACUGCUCGCUCAACUUUGAUGACCCCUGGAAGAACUGCUCCGCCUCGCUGCAGUGUUGGCGCUACUUCAACGACGGGAAGUGCGAUUCGCAGUGUGACAACGCGGGCUGCCUCUACGAUGGUUUCGACUGCCAGAACUUGGAAGGACAGUGCAACCCGCUGUACGACCAGUACUGCAGGGAUCACUACGCCGACAACCACUGCGACCAGGGCUGCAACAACGCCGAGUGUGAGUGGGACGGCCUCGACUGCGCCAAGAACCUCCCAGAGAAGCUGGCCGUGGGACGCUUGGUCCUGGUGGUCCACAUCCGUCCGGAGCAGCUCCUGAACACGUCCUCCACCUUCCUGCGCGAGCUGAGCCGCGUCCUCCGGACCAACGUGCUGUUCAGGAGGGAUUCCAACGGGGAGGUCAUGGUCUAUCCGUACUACGGCGACGAGCACGAGCUGAAGAAGUACAACGUCAAGCGCUCGGUGGAUUCCUGGAUGGAGGCUCCUGCCGAGGUGCUGGACGUGAUGAAGAGGAGUCUGUACGGAGCUGUGGGGAGCAGCAGGAGGACGAAGAGGGAGCUGGAUCAUUUGCAGAUCAAAGGCUCCGUAGUUCACCUGGAGAUGGACAACCGGCAGUGCUUCCAGCAGUCCAGCGAAUGUUUCCAGAGCACCACAGACGCCGCCGCCUUUCUUGGCGCUUUGGAGUCCAGCGGCAAAUUAGACGUUCCGUUUACCAUCGAAGCCGUUUACAGCAAUGUGGAGCCCAAGAACGCCCAGGGACUCUACCCGAUCUACCUAGUCCUCGCCGGCGUGGCCGUACUGGCCUUCCUGGGAGUGGGGAUGGUGGCUGCCCGGAAGCGGCGCCACGAGCACGGGCGCCUCUGGCUUCCUGAGGGCUUCAAGACCACGGAAACCAGCAAGAAGAAAAGGCGCGAGCCGGUUGGAGAGGAUUCGGUGGGGCUGAAGCCGCUGAAGAACUCGCACAUUUCGCUGAUGGACGACGUGCCCACCGAGUGGGGGGAGGACGAACCCACCGACGUGAAACACUUCAAGCAGUUUGACGAGCAGGCGGCGUUGGAUGCAGACGAUCAGACGGACCACCGCCAGUGGACCCAGCAGCACCUGGACGCUGCCGACCUGCGCGUCCCCUCCAUCGCUCCCACUCCCCCCCAGGGCGAGAUCGAGAACGACUGCAUGGACGUGAACGUGAGGGGACCAGAUGGAUUCACACCCCUGAUGAUUGCAUCCUGCAGUGGAGGGGGGUUGGAGACUGGCAACAGCGAGGAGGAGGAAGACGCCUCGGCUAACGUCAUAAACGACUUCAUCUACCAGGGCGCCAACCUUCACAACCAGACCGACCGCACCGGCGAGACGGCCCUGCACCUGGCUGCGCGCUACGCCCGCUCCGAUGCCGCCAAACGCCUGCUGGAGGCCAGCGCCGACGCCAACAUCCAGGACAACAUGGGAAGGACACCGCUGCACGCCGCGGUGGCCGCUGACGCGCAGGGAGUGUUCCAGAUUCUGAUAAGGAACCGCGCCACGGAUCUGGACGCCCGCAUGCAUGACGGCACCACUCCACUCAUCUUGGCUGCCAGGUUGGCUGCGGAGGGCAUGGUGGAGGAGCUCAUCAACUGUCACGCUGAUGUGAACGCCAUUGAUGACUUUGGUAAAUCCGCUCUUCACUGGGCCGCAGCGGUAAACAACGUGGAGGCGGCCAUCGUGCUGCUGAAGAACGGCGCCAACAAGGACAUGCAGAACAACAAGGAGGAAACUCCUCUGUUUCUGGCUGCGAGGGAAGGGAGCUACGAGACCGCAAAGGUCUUGUUGGAGCACUUUGCCAACAGAGAAAUAACCGACCACAUGGACCGACUACCCAGAGACAUCGCACAGGACAGGAUGCAUCACGACAUUGUGCGGCUGAUGGACGAGUACAACGUGGUACGAAGUCCUCCGAUGCACGGAGGCUCCCUAAGCACGACUUUGUCCCCUCCUCUCUGCUCUCCCAACGGCUUCCUGAGCAGCAUGAAGCAGCCGCAGCCUCAAAGCCAGGGCCAGGGCAAAAAGGCGCGCAAACCCAGCGCCAAGGGCAUCGGCUGCAAAGACAGCAAAGACAUGAAGGUCAAGAAGAAGAUUUCCCAGGACGGGAAGUCUGUGAACUUACUGGACAGCUCUGCGGUUCUGUCACCGGUGGACUCGUUGGAGUCUCCUCAUGGCUACGUCUCUGACGUGGCUUCUCCCCCCAUGAUGACCUCCCCUUUCCAGCAGUCCCCGUCCGUGACCCUGAACCACCUGCAGGGGAUGUCUGACCCCCACCUGGCUGUCGGCCACAUGGUGAUGCCAAACAAGCAGGAGCUGGCCCGGAUGCAGUUCGACCCGCUGCCUCCCCGUCUGACCCACCUUCCGGUUCCCGGCUCUGGAGGUCAGGGGUCAAUGAACGGCCAGUGUGACUGGCUCUCCAGAAUGCAUGGCGCCAUGAGCCAAACGGGCCAGUUCAACCCCAUGAGAGGCGGCCCCCACCAGGGGGCACAGCACGGGAUGAUGACCACUUCGCUCCACAACGGCCACCCCGGCUCCAGCCUGUCCCAGAUGAUGACCUACCAGGGAAUCCAGAGCACCAGACUGGGACCUCCGGUCCACAUGAUGCAGCAGCAGCAGAUCCAGCAACUCCAGAACCUGCAGCAGCUCCAGCAGCAGAACCUCCAGCUCCAGCACCAGAACUCAAACACAACCAACAGCCAGAACUUCAUCAGCGGCGAUCUGACUUCUCCAGAGCUCCAGCCGGGCUCUGGCAGCUCCAGCAUACCCAUCCACACCAUCCUCCCCCAGGAGAACCAGAUCAUGCCCUCCUCCAUCAACCAGUCCAUGCCCAGCACCCAGUUCCUGACCCCGCCCUCCCAGCACAGCUACUCAGGCCCAAUGGACAACACUCCAAACCAUCAGGUGCAGGUUCCCGACAACCCCUUUCUGACCCCGUCCCCCGGCUCCCCGGACCAGUGGUCCAGCUCGUCUCCUCAUUCCAACAUGUCCGACUGGUCAGAGGGCAUUUCGAGUCCAGCGACGAGCAUGCAGUCUCAGAUGGGGCACCUACCAGAGCAGUUCAAAUAGGAGGCUGGUAGUGUGACGCCCGCACGGGCAGCUGUAUAGUUUUAAAUAAAACCGAGCUGGAAACAAGAUUUAAUAGGACUUUAUAAUCUUUUAUACUAACAACAUCUGCAUCCUUUUUACUUUUUAUUUAUUAAUGUCUCCUUAUUAUUUAUGUGCCUGCUUGUUGUCGCCUGUGGCGUUAGUCCAGUCGCUGCUCCUGUAGUACCUCCUUCUGCCUGGAGGGGGCAGCGUUACACACUGGCUAUUUAUUUUCUCAAAAACUUGUAGUCUUUGCUUUUUUUGUAUAUUAUUUCUUCAUCCCUGUUUUGUUUGUUGUUUUUUUUGUAUGAUCUGAAACCCUGAUUCAACUAGAGCACAUUUUUCAGUUUCAGUGUUACAAUGUCGGGAAAUAUUAGUUGCUGCUCGCUGUGAAUUUGAGUAGAAUGUGUUUUUUUUUUCUUUUCCCUUUUUGUUUUGCCGGACGGGUGGAGCAGCCAUUCGUUUUUAUUGCAUUCGUGGAUGUGAUACGUUGUACAGAGUACGGCCAUCUUGGAGAUUGGCAGUGAAGGCAGGCUUGUGUUAAGUCCCGCUGGAGAACCGGCCCGUUGGUCGCCAUGUUGGUGUGUUUUUUUGUUUUUUUCCCCCAAGAGGAAACAGGAAAUGCCGUAUUUCCAUCCCUCCGGUUAGUUUGAGCCUAUGGCUGUUUUUCCUUCUGUAAAUACGCUUCAAAUUCCCCUCGUAAGCAAGAUUUUGUUUAAGAAAUCGAAUACUUGGACGUGGAUUGGAUGGGAUUUGCACCAACAGUAGCUUUCUAAAGUAUAAAGUAUAGGAGAAUAUAUAUUUUGUAUAUUAAAACCCCCAAUGCAAAUAAAAAAAUUGAAAGGAAGCAGAUUAAAUAUAUUUGAUUAGAUAAAGAGUAUGGUUCUAAAAUGUUCAUAUGAAGUUGUGAAUCACCAUAAAAUCACUGAGAAAACUGUUGGUGAAGUUCUCCAUGAUGUUCUUUGUGAAAUUCUCUCAAAAAAAAAUCCAAGCUGUUAAAAAAAAAAAACAGCAAAAUGUUUGUUUUCUUUGUCAAAUUUGACUUUUCCUGAAAUGUUUUUUACUUUGAUUUUUAUCCUGUAAAAAUGUCUUGUUAUAAUAAAUGGCACUUGCGAUUCUCAAAGUGA